AUGUCUGUCAUAUAUGGUCCACAACCUUUAAAGCAUCUCAAUACAGAGAUGCGACAUGGAUUUGAAGAGCAGUAUAAUAGUGAACAGUUUCUACAGUCAUUAGCCAAUGAGUUUUAUUUCUACUAUGACGAUAAAAGACAUAGAACGAAUGGUAAUCCAAUACCUGAUAAAGUCCGAAUAGAGGAUAAAGAGAAAUAUUACCAGCCUAUACCCGAUUGGAAAGUCACUAAAGAUCGUCAAAAAACAGUAAGUGCAGCUUUAUUAUUAUGUCUAAAUCUUGGAGUUGAUCCCCCAGAUGUGAUUAAGACUUAUCCGGCCUCUAGAAUUGAAGCAUGGGUCGAUCCUUUGAAUUUUCAGGAUUCAAAGAAGGCCAUUGAACAAAUUGGUAAAAAUUUGCAGUCCCAAUAUGAAACUUUAUCGUUACGGACAAGGUAUAAACAAAGUUUAGAUCCAUGUGUAGAAGAUGUUAAACGGUUCUGUAACUCUUUAAGACGCACUUCAAAGGAUGAUCAAAUUUUGUUUCACUAUAACGGCCACGGUGUUCCUCAACCUACCCCAUCUGGUGAAAUUUGGGUCUUUAAUAGAACUUAUACACAGUAUAUCCCAGUAUCACUAUACGAUUUACAGACAUGGUUGGGUGCUCCAUGCAUCUUUGUUUGGGAUUGUAACAGUGCUGGUAACAUUGUUCACAACUUCCAAAAAUUUGUUCAAAAGAGAAUUAAGGACGAUGAAGAUGGGAAUCAUGAUGUAGCAGCUCCAUCCCCUACAUCUGCAUAUAAGGAUUGUUUCCAAUUAGCAUCAUGUCGUUCUGAUGAACUAUUAUUAUUGCCUCCUGAACUGCCUGCUGAUUUGUUUACAUGUUGUCUAACUUGUCCAAUCGAAAUUAGUAUACAAAUCUUCUUAAUGCAAUCACCUUUGAAAUAUACUAAAUAUAAGAUUUUUUUUGAAAACUCUAAUCCUAGUGUAAAUAAUGACCCAAAGAAUGCAUACAAAACCAAUAUACCUAAUGUUCAUAUUCCUGGAAUGUUAUCUGAUAGAAGAACCCCACUCGGUGAAUUAAACUGGAUAUUUACAGCUGUUACAGACACAAUCGCAUGGACUUCAUUACCUCGUCCCCUCUUCAAUAAGUUAUUUAGGCAUGAUUUAAUGGUGGCUGCCCUGUUUCGUAAUUUUCUAUUGGCCAAAAGAGUCAUGCCUUGGUAUAAUUGCCAUCCAUUAUCAGACCCAGAAUUACCUUCAGAUAUAGCUAAUCAUCCAUUAUGGGAUUCAUGGGAUUUGGCAAUAGAUGAAGUAUUAAGUAAACUAGUAAGAACGUUGAAAAAUUCUCCUCCAACUUCAGAUUUGGAAUCACAGUUAGUUCUACAACAACAGGAAAUGAUUCAAAAUCAAAAAACAGGUCCUAACAAUCAGAAUUUAAAUCAACAACAACAGUAUAUUAAGCCUGGAAGUAUACAGAAUCAAUCAAAAUUUGCAGUUGGGAAUUUAAGCACAAUGUCAUUAGCAACUUUACCAAAUAUGCUUAAUACAAAGAAACAGACAAGUAAUAAUAAUAACAAUAACAAGAAUAUUUUCAUUUUACAACCACAGCAACAAUUCACAGGUUUUUUUUGA
This is a messenger RNA of Arxiozyma heterogenica, 1611 nucleotides long. RefSeq names its product raptor family protein. Gene Ontology annotation, biological process: positive regulation of cell growth; cellular response to starvation; TOR signaling. Lineage: Eukaryota; Fungi; Ascomycota; Saccharomycetes; Saccharomycetales; Saccharomycetaceae. The transcript has a single exon. Gene Ontology annotation, molecular function: protein-macromolecule adaptor activity. The coding region runs from base 1 to 1611 and encodes 536 amino acids. Gene Ontology annotation, cellular component: TORC1 complex; cytoplasm. The record is from RefSeq and is a predicted model, not a curated record.